This is a messenger RNA of Aureobasidium uvarum, 1003 nucleotides long. The record is from the annotation of a GenBank genome assembly. Lineage: Eukaryota; Fungi; Ascomycota; Dothideomycetes; Dothideales; Saccotheciaceae.
UCAAUACACAAUGUCGACUCAAACAACAACGCAAAUCUCUGAAGUGGAGCAACUUCGUCUGAAGGCCAGCAACAGCCCCAUCAACGACUGGCAGGCCGAUCUCGCUAGAGAUGGUUAUGCCGUAGUCAAAGGCGCCGUCGCCCAAGAAAAGGCUGCCGAAUACGUCGAGCGCAUUGGCCUUGGUUUUGACAGAAAUGAUCGCUCCACAUGGAUCGCUCAGCACCUCCCCGAGAUUAACAACAAGGGCAUGUGUCUCGACUACGCCAUCGCACAUGAGGACUUCGUCUGGGACAUUCGAUCAGAACCUGGUGUCGUCGGAGCAUUCGAGCAAUGGUUGAAGACCGAGGACUUGAUCGUCUCUUUCGAUGCUGUCAACUUUGGCCUUACUGGUCGCAAGGACUUGGCUCCCAACACACCAUGGCCCCACCAGGACCAGGACCCCACCAAGAACGGCUUCCGCUGCUUACAGGGUCUUGUCAACAUCCUUCCCAAUGGGCCCAACGACGGAGGUCUUAUUGUGUGCAAGGGCGCCCAUCUUUACAGCGAGCAAUUCCACCAAGAAGUUGGAUUCCCCGAGAAGGAACGCAACGAGCACAUCCCUGCCUGGAACCCCGAGUGGUAUGGCUUCACCGACAAUGGAAUGAAGUGGUUCGAGGAGAAGGGUCUUGAAUGGGUCAAGGUAUCUGCAGAGCCAGGUGACCUNUUGCUCUGGGACUCUAGAGUACCGCACUACAAUCUCAGCUCUACUACAAAUCAGAACCGCUUCUGUGUGUACACAUGUUACAUGCCCGUUGCCGACGCAACUCAAGAGGAUCUGAAGCGCAAGAAGGUCGCUUUCGAGGGUUGGUUCGGCACCACCCACUGGCCAAAUUGCCAGGUCACAGGAAGAAACCAGGCCAAGAGAAAUGGCGAGCUCGACCCUUACAACAGAACAGAGCCUGUCAACAAGCCUCGAUUGAGUGAGCGCGCAUAUCGCCUCACAGGUAUCCCGUAUAUCAAGGCA